Messenger RNA from Pyrus x bretschneideri (Chinese white pear), 2750 nucleotides. RefSeq lists its product as uncharacterized. Bases 76 to 2472 code for a protein of 798 amino acids. Gene Ontology annotation, molecular function: GTPase activity; nickel cation binding. The transcript is spliced from 13 exons. Lineage: Eukaryota; Viridiplantae; Streptophyta; Magnoliopsida; Rosales; Rosaceae. The record is from RefSeq and is a predicted model, not a curated record.
GAGAGAGAGAGAGAGGGGGUAAAGGCUUUGGUUCUUCUUUUCCCUUGGCCUUGUAAUUCAGUCAGAUAUUGAAGAAUGCAAACUUCUCUCAAACUCGCAUCUUUUGCAAUAACUACAUAUUAUCUUCUUCUUCUUCUUCUUCUUCCAUUAGUUGGCUGCUCAUUUCAUGAAGAUGUCAACCAACACAGCAGUCACAAGAACAUACAAGAAAACAUUCACAAGCUGAGUCCACGAAUGACGUUUAACGUUACAGUUCACGGCCUCCUCGCAUGGUUUUCAAUUGGCUUUUUGAUGCCUCUUGGAAUACUUGUAAUUAGAAUGUCUGUUAGAGAGGAACGUGGGACAACAAGAGCCAAAGUUCUCUUCUACCUCCAUGUUAUUUUGCAGAUGCUGUCAGUGCUUGUUGCCACAGCUGGAGCUGUGUUGUCCCUAAGAAACUUUGAGAACUCAUUCAACAACCACCACCAGAGAUUAGGUCUUGCACUUUAUGGUUCGAUAUGGAUACAAACCCUAAUAGGAUUUUUCAGGCCACAUAGGGGAAAGAAAGAAAGGAGUUUUUGGUACUUGGCACAUUGGAUGCUUGGGACAGUGAUAUCCUUGUUUGGGAUAAUCAACAUCUACACUGGAUUAGAAGCCUACCAUAAGAGAACACAGGGAAGCUCAGGACUUUGGACUAUUCUUUUCACAGCUGAGGUCUCCUUCAUUGCUGCCUGUUAUCUCUUCCAAGACAAAAAAGAUUACAUACAAAAGCAAGGAGUGAUUUUGAGCAAUCUUGAACAGCCAAUCACAAUCAGGCAACAAGAUGAAGAAACUGCUCAAAGGCAGCAGCAAAUUCAAAGGGACUUGUUGCCAGAUCAGCAGCCACGUGGCAAAGUCAAUGCACUCAAGAACUUGUUUGACUGCCAUGGGAGUUCAGCAGCACCAAAUUCAUUUGUGGGCCCAGAUGGGAAGGUGUACCAUAGCCACGAUGGGCUGGCACCACACUCACACGAACCCAUAUACUCCCCCGGGUACUUCAGCAGAAGAGCUCCACCUCUCCUCUCCAGGAAUUUCAAUGAAAGGGCUUUCACCAUUGGCAUUGGUGGACCUGUUGGUACUGGGAAGACUGCUUUGAUGUUGGCUCUGUGUAGACUUUUGCGUGACAAGUACAGUCUUGCUGCUGUGACAAAUGAUAUAUUCACAAAAGAGGAUGGUGAGUUCUUGGUGAAGAAUGGAGCACUUCCGGAAGAAAGAAUACGUGCUGUGGAAACUGGAGGCUGCCCACAUGCUGCAAUUCGCGAAGACAUCAGUAUUAACCUUGGCCCUCUUGAGGAGCUUUCAAACUUGUACAAGACCGACAUACUGCUUUGUGAAUCUGGCGGAGAUAAUUUAGCCGCAAACUUCAGCCGGGAGCUGGCUGACUAUAUCAUUUACAUAAUCGAUGUAUCUGGUGGUGAUAAAAUUCCACGAAAAGGUGGCCCCGGCAUCACUCAAGCUGACCUCCUGGUGAUAAACAAGACUGACCUUGCACCAGCAGUUGGAGCUGAUUUAGCAGUGAUGGAGCGUGAUGCGCUGCGAAUGCGAGAUGGAGGGCCGUUUGUCUUUGCUCAGGUUGGUGAAGCACGGGAAAGGAGUAGAGGAAAUCGUGAACCACAUAUUACAGGCUUGGGAAGUAGCAACAGGGAAGAAGCGCCACUGAAUCCGUCAUCUAUGAAGUUUGAAAUGGCAGCGGAGGACGAGGAGCCAAAGAAGAGAAGGGUGGUGGUGGAAUCCCUCGGAUGGCUGACGGAGUCCUCAAUUAUGCCGAAGAAGCACCGCGCCAUCGCCGGCGUCGGAGCCUCCUCAAUCAUGGAGCUCAAGGCCCAACUCUAUCAAUCCCAAGAAGAAUCCAAGAAGUCCAAAGAACUCGGCGGCUCCGACGUCGAGUUCCAUCGCGCCAAGAAGAGAAUCACCGCACACGACGCUUUCUCCGCCAAGAACUCCGGCGUCGACGCCCGGGCCCACAAGGACAAGCUUGAGCUGAAAGCAGUUCAUGAUGGAUCGGCGAGCUAUGCAGCCUUGGAAAGGAAGGCUGCAUUGUACGAUAAGCUAGCAAGGGGUGAGCUAUCAGAUGAAGAAGAUAAAGAAAAGUAUUGUGUGGAUUUUUUCGGCAAGAGAGUUGAGCAGGACGAACCGCAGCAGACUCAGCACCGUGAUUCACCUGCGGUAGUAUCUCCGGAGAAUCAAGAUGGCGAGAUCAACGCUUCUACGCUGUUUUGCACGAAACCUUUGGGGCUUGGGCGAGCGGAUGCGACAGUGGACAAUGAUAUUCACAAGCGUUUUGUGAGGGAAGUACACGAAGAAGCAAAUCAAGCAAGAGAGAAGGCAUCUGAGCUCAAACUGCGUAGGGAAGAGCAAGCAGCUGCUCGUCGGGAGAAGUUAAAACAGGCUUAUAUACGGAAACAGUUAGAGAGAUUUAAAACAGCAUCAUGUAAUAAGGAACAGACAGAAUAAACAGCAGGAGGCGAUGAUGACCACAAUAGCCAUCUCGAAUCCUGCUGCUCGCUUCAGGGUUCAUUUUCGAAGGAAAGUAACAUGUUAAGCCGAUUGACGCCAACCAAGUGGCUCCGUUAGUAGUUUCUCCAUGGAGGCACAGAACAAGAGCAUUUGACAUGUAUUCCUUGCUUGAGCAAUCAAAAAACUGUAAUUAUUAGUCUUUUUCCUUCAUAAAUUUGUACCUUGAUGUAAUUAUGUACUCUUCUAUCAAUGCUUUCCCCUUUUUGGCCUUGCAA